AUGAAUGAAACAUGCGCUGAGGAGAUUGUUUGGGUGAAGAUGAGACAAGAAUGGCACAGCAGUGCAUGGCGAUCACUCUCGUCGACACUUGGACAACCGAUUCUCGAAGACGAAUCUGAUGGUCGAAAUCCGUCAGUGUCGAUCUCAUCGACAACUUCUUCUCAAACGGGUCGAAUGAGUGAAACAAGAGAAAGAAGGCGACAAUGGAAACAUCGACCAUGGGCAUCAUAUGUUGUACCAGAAAGGUUGGUU
Messenger RNA from Mesorhabditis belari, 252 nucleotides. The record is from the annotation of a GenBank genome assembly. Lineage: Eukaryota; Metazoa; Nematoda; Chromadorea; Rhabditida; Rhabditidae.